Molecule: messenger RNA, 1791 nt
Organism: Hipposideros armiger (great roundleaf bat)
Lineage: Eukaryota; Metazoa; Chordata; Mammalia; Chiroptera; Hipposideridae
Gene: NADSYN1
Product: NAD synthetase 1
Exons: 14
Coding region: 1-1551 (516 amino acids)
Biological process (GO): NAD+ biosynthetic process
Cellular component (GO): cytoplasm
Molecular function (GO): ATP binding; NAD+ synthase (glutamine-hydrolyzing) activity; glutaminase activity
Source: RefSeq, a predicted model, not a curated record
AUGUACGGUGUAGUUCCACGGGUACAGGUCAUGCCACUCUCAGCCCCGAGUGCCCGUGCUCUCACCCUGGGCCGGGCGCAGCCACCCAGCCUCUCCAGCUGUGGCCCCUCUCCUGCAGAGGGGGAUGAUGCCAUGUGGAUAAGCAACUGCUGUUUGCAGACAGGCGUGUACAUCCCCUUUCUCUGCAGGCCCGUGAUGCACCGAAACGUCCGCUACAACUGCAGGGUGAUAUUUCUCAACAGGAAGGUCCUGCUCAUCAGACCCAAGAUGGCCUUGGCCAACGAAGGAAACUACCACGAGCUGCGCUGGUUCACGCCGUGGUCCAGGAGCCGGGCUGUCUUGUACUCAGAAGCUUACUACAAGAAGCUUGCCAGGAGCAGUAAAAACAGAACGAUUCAAGAAGUUCUCACCGCCACAUUGGACUUGGAGGAUGUUAGAAGCUACAGGGCGGAGAUUUCAUCCCGAAACCUGGCAGCCAGCAAGGUGAAUCCCUACCCCCGUGUGAAGGUGGACUUCGCCCUCUCAUGCCAUGAGGACCUGCUGGAGCCGCUGUCUGAGCCUGUGGAGUGGAAGUACCACGGUGUUGGCGAGGAGAUCAGCCUUGGACCUGCUUGCUGGCUCUGGGACUUUUUAAGACGCAGCCAACAGGUAAGACUUCAGCGUGCCAGGGCACGUGUGCCAGCGUCGCCCGUGCAGGAAGAUCAACGGCCCUACGUGAACCUGGAUAAACUUCAGAACGACAACGUUGAACGAGAGGAGCUAUGUCACCAUCAACGAACCUACCGAUGGGGACUUGAACGCUCCAUAUGGGCCGGCCGCCCGGCGUACACGUGUCCCCCACACGUGUCCCCUGCACAGGGUGACGCUUCCCCUCCUGUUGUCCAGGCUCGGCUGAGGAUGGUCAUCACCUAUCUUUUUGCCCAGCUGAGCCUCUGGUCUCGGGGUGCUCGAGGUGGACUUCUGGUGCUGGGGUCCGCCAACGUGGACGAGAGUCUCCUCGGCUACCUGACCAAGUACGACUGCUCCAGUGCCGACAUCAACCCCAUCGGCGGGAUCAGCAAGACGGACCUGAGAGCCUUCAUCCAGUACUGCAUCGAGCGCUUCCAGCUUCCCGCCCUGCAGCACAUCCUGGCAGCGCCAGCCACUGCAGAGCUGGAGCCCUUGACCGAUGGACAAGUGUCCCAGACGGACGAGGAGGACAUGGGGAUGACGUACGCAGAGCUCUCGGUCUACGGAAGGCUCCGGAAGCUCGCCAAGAUGGGGCCCUACAGCAUGUUCUGCAAACUCCUCCACAUGUGGAAAGACAGCUGCACGCCACAACAGGUGGCUGACAAAGUGAAGCGGUUUUUCUCCAAGUAUUCCAUGAACAGACACAAGAUGACCACGCUCACCCCUGCGUAUCACGCUGAAAACUACAGCCCCGACGACAACAGGUUCGACCUGCGGCCCUUCCUGUACAACGCCGGCUGGCCAUGGCAGUUCCGGUGCAUAGAAAAUCAGGUUCUCCAGCUGGAGAGGAGGGAGCGGCAGGACCUGGACGGCAUGGACUGACGUGGGGUCCGCGGGGAGGCCCUCGACCCCCCACCCCACCCGCCCACCGCCAGGAUCCAGUGUCCGGUGUUAUGUCCCUCGCUGGUGACCUUGAGCGGGAGCUCGGCCACUCCCUGCCCGGAGGAGCGCCAACGAGUGUCGUUUCACAUUUCAAGGGAGAGGGGUCUUUUAAGUCUAGUUCCUUCAAGAAAAAAAAAAAAAGGCUGCAAUAAAGAGAAUGAUCUUUAACUCACUCCCGAA